CGCCAAGCUGAACAAAAAAAACUUCAGCAAGCUUUGAAUAGUAAAGAAUAAAAAACUCAUACAAACAGUAUUGAAAUGGACCGACGAAUUGUACUGAUUGGAGAUGCUGGAUGUGGCAAGACCGCAUUGGCAAUGAAAAUGUCUGAAAACAUCUUCAAUGAUUUCUACCAGCCUACAAGCUUCGAGAACUUCCAAGCUGAGCUCCCCACUAACAAAGGACGUUGCCAAAUCACCAUUAUGGACACAUCUGGCUGCCAUGAGAACACACAGCUACGAAAGCUGGCUUACAAAGAGUGUGAUGCUGUGAUUGUUUGCUUUGAUCUCACUGAUGAGGAGACACUCACUAGUGUAGAAAAGAAAUGGAUCCCUGAAUUGCGAGAGUAUUGCCCACAAGUUCCAGUCUUCAUUGCUGGCUGCAAACGUGCUAUUAUGUGCGAAAAUAAUUGCUGCUGUGGAAGAAACUGUUGCAUGCAAACUGAAGAGGAGCUGCUGAGAAUUGUGAGCAGUACUGGUGCUAUGGCCUUCCUUGAGUGCUCAGCAGCUGAGCCCAUCUCUGAAGAUGGAGUCGAAAAUCUAUUCAAGUUUGUUGUUGAGUCUUCUGGCAAGAAAAAGAAAAGCAUUCUUACAUCUAUCAAGAAACGAUCUAAGCAGCUCAAACGACGACUCUCGAUUCACUUCUAAACUCGGGUCAAACUGUCAGCUGAACUGCAGCGCGAGCUCGCCUUCUUAUAAGAUCGAGAGAGAAGCCUUGCCGCUACAGAACUAUAUACGGCCUGCCGAGGCAAAAGAGAAUCCAAUCCCAAACUUAAUUUAUACUUAUUAUGUUUAUGUUUUACCUGUACAUGUAUAAGUAAGAUUUUCGUAAGCAAUGUGUUCACUAUAAGAUAUUAACAAUCAAUUAAUACA
Molecule: messenger RNA, 906 nt
Organism: Halichondria panicea
Lineage: Eukaryota; Metazoa; Porifera; Demospongiae; Suberitida; Halichondriidae
Product: ras-like GTP-binding protein rhoA
Exons: 1
Coding region: 76-681 (201 amino acids)
Biological process (GO): small GTPase-mediated signal transduction
Cellular component (GO): cytosol
Molecular function (GO): GTPase activity; protein kinase binding; GTP binding
Source: RefSeq, a predicted model, not a curated record